Bacidia gigantensis is the source of this 258-nucleotide messenger RNA. RefSeq lists its product as uncharacterized. The record is from RefSeq and is a predicted model, not a curated record. The coding region runs from base 1 to 258 and encodes 85 amino acids. The transcript has 2 exons. NCBI's taxonomy places the organism in Eukaryota, Fungi, Ascomycota, Lecanoromycetes, Lecanorales, Ramalinaceae.
AUGACCAAUACACAUAAGUCUGGCAAGAAUUCUGAUCUCUCGGAUGCUCCUGGGAAUCCUACAAAUCGUUACAUUGACAACAUUGGACAGCAAGCCAACACCAGCGACACUGGUUCGGAUUUUGAAGAUCAUCUUGACGACAUCAUUGACGAUAGUCAACAAGACCCUUCAUUCCUUGACUCGCAAGAAAGCCAAACCAAAAGACAGAGAUACUCUACAAUAUGGAAUGCCGUCGCCGAGGUCAAUCAUAAAGGCUAG